UCUCGGGCAGCCGAAACUCGGUGCCGUGUCACUGCCCAAGCUGCCCAAUUUGCCUCCUAACUCUAACUUCACGGGCAGGUCUGGGCAGGCUCUUCUCUCGCUCUUCUCUUUCUCUUUCUUUCUUUCUCUCGUACAUACCCUGAAAGGUUCUCUCUAAGUGGUUCUUCUGCGUCUGUGAGAUCAAAAUCUGACGGUUGAGAAUGAAAAUGAUUCUAACGCAAGCUUUCUGAAACCAAAGAAACCAAAAAGAGAAAAAAAAUAGUUUUACAAUACUCACUCGCAGUCGCAGUAGACCACCUCCGCUCCUUUCAGAUCUUCAAAACCUUCGCUUUUUCUCUCUCUCUCUCUCUCGCGCGCGCACGCUCUUACUCGCUCGCUCAGUUUCAGGUUUUAUUAGAGUCCGUACAAAUGGAGACCAAAAAGGAUGGUGUGGUGGAGGUUAAGGCUGUUAACCUGGGUUUGCUGCUAUCAUGCGCCGGGGAUGUUCUAGCUACCCUUCUUACCUCAGCUAUGUUUUCGGCUUUGAUUUCCUCACCCCAAGACUCUAUUGGGGUUACAAAAGCUACCAUCGUCAAAAAUUGGGAUGAUUGCUAUCACAAGGAAUGCCAGUCGAAAGCGGUUGAUGGUGGGGAAGAUGGGGACGAAGACGAUGAAGGGGAUGGUGGCUUAGGAGGAGAGGGUGAAGACGAGCUAUCUUCCGAAGGAGGAGGAGGAGAAGGAGGAGGAGGUAGCGGAAACAAUCCUAAUGGAAACAGCAACACCAACAACAAUGGUAAAGGCGGCGGAGCUGAAGGAGGAGAGAGUGGUGGAGCUGGGGAUCGUGACAAUGGAGAAGAUGAAGAUGAAGAGGGUGAUGACCAUGAGGACGAAGAUGAUGAUGACAAUGAUGAUGACGACGACGAUGAUGGUGAGGAUCAGGAUGAAGAAGGAGUUGAAGAAGAGGAUCCGGAUGAUGAGCCAGAGGAUGAGGCGGACGAGGAUGAAGAAGAGGCCCUUCAGCCCCCUAAGAAGAGGAAGAAGUGAUUAAAGGAAAAUUUUUAGUGUUAUAUGAAACCAUUCAGCAUUGCUGCUUUUUAACAUUGUAGUGACUUUUUAACGCUUAUGAGCAACAACUAUUUUAGGCUGGUUUUUAUUUCAGGCGCAUAUUGUAUGGACUAAGUAUAUUCAGAUAAGGUUAAUUCCCUCUUAAUUUUCUA
Messenger RNA from Ziziphus jujuba (common jujube), 1196 nucleotides. RefSeq lists its product as uncharacterized. Bases 409 to 1023 code for a protein of 204 amino acids. Lineage: Eukaryota; Viridiplantae; Streptophyta; Magnoliopsida; Rosales; Rhamnaceae. The transcript has 3 exons. The record is from RefSeq and is a predicted model, not a curated record.